UGCUGGGUCAAUUGUUCAUGCAUGAUGAGCUGGGUGUGGACCAGGGAAGGCAUGCACCCAGGGGCGGACUGACAACUCAUGGGGCCCCCCGGGCAAUAGGGGAUCAUGGGACCCCUGUGUCCUUGCCCAAACUCAAAAAAGCCUAUGAAAAAGGUACCAGGGGCAUCUCAUGGGGCCCCCUACUGACCCCGGGCCCUCGGGCAGUGCCCAAGUUUCCAAAUGGUCAGUCCGCCCCUGCAUGCAUCUAU
Staurois parvus is the source of this 248-nucleotide messenger RNA. Lineage: Eukaryota; Metazoa; Chordata; Amphibia; Anura; Ranidae. The record is from the annotation of a GenBank genome assembly.